Messenger RNA from Nicotiana tabacum (common tobacco), 2187 nucleotides. Its product is annotated as 2-isopropylmalate synthase B. Gene Ontology annotation, cellular component: chloroplast. Gene Ontology annotation, biological process: L-leucine biosynthetic process. Gene Ontology annotation, molecular function: 2-isopropylmalate synthase activity. NCBI's taxonomy places the organism in Eukaryota, Viridiplantae, Streptophyta, Magnoliopsida, Solanales, Solanaceae. The record is from RefSeq and is a predicted model, not a curated record.
UUCACUCUCUCCUGCGCCGCCACUCACACCCUUCAUUUUUGACUCCACCAUUCCCAACUCUCCACACAACUCGACUCCUCUGUUCUUCUCUUCUCCUCCAAUGGCGUCUAUCACCAUAAACCAUUCAUUUUCCCGUAACCCUAACAUCUCAUUCCAUCCCCAAAAUCCUCUCAUUCAAACCCAAGCUCUCUUCAAUUUCAAACCAUCAAUCUCCAAAUGUUCCCCUAUUAUCCACUGCGCAAUCCGCCGUCGACCCGAAUAUACCCCGAGCCACAUUCCCGACCCGAACUACAUUCGCAUCUUCGACACCACUCUCCGCGACGGCGAACAAUCCCCAGGCGCCACAAUGACCACAAAAGAAAAACUCGACGUUGCGCGUCAGUUAGCUAAGCUUGGUGUUGACAUAAUUGAAGCCGGUUUUCCUGCUUCUUCUGAAGCUGAUCUCGAAGCUGUGAAAUUAAUAGCGAAGGAAGUUGGAAAUGGUGUGAAUGAAGAGGGACAUGUUCCGGUAAUUUGUGGACUUGCGAGGUGUAAUAAGAGGGAUAUUGAUAAGGCUUGGGAGGCUGUGAAGUAUGCGAAAAAACCGAGGAUUCAUACGUUUAUUGCGACUAGUGAGAUACAUAUGAAGUUUAAGUUGAAGAUGAGUAGAGAUGAAGUUGUGGAGAAAGCUAGGAGUAUGGUUGCUUAUGCUAGGAGUAUUGGUUGUGAGGAUGUUGAAUUUAGCCCAGAAGAUGCUGGAAGAUCCGAUCCAGAGUUCCUCUAUCAUAUCCUUGGAGAGGUCAUCAAAGCUGGGGCAACAACCCUUAACAUCCCUGAUACUGUUGGAUACACUGUUCCCAGCGAAUUUGGAAAAUUGAUUGCUGAUAUAAAGGCCAAUACCCCAGGAAUUGGAGAUGUGAUCAUCUCAACACACUGCCAGAACGAUCUUGGGCUUUCUACUGCCAACACCUUAGCUGGAGCAUGCGCAGGUGCAAGACAAGUAGAAGUGACCAUCAACGGAAUCGGUGAAAGAGCUGGAAAUGCUUCUUUGGAGGAGGUUGUAAUGGCCUUAAAAUGUCGUGGAGAGCAAGUACUAGGUGGCCUGUAUACAGGAAUUAAUACACAACAUAUACUCAUGUCAAGCAAGAUGGUAGAGGAGUACACCGGGCUUCAUGUGCAGCCACACAAGGCCAUUGUUGGAGCUAAUGCGUUUGCUCAUGAAAGUGGCAUCCAUCAGGAUGGAAUGUUAAAACACAAAGAUACAUAUGAGAUUAUAUCUCCUGAAGAUAUUGGGCUUAACCGAGUUAAUGAAUCUGGCAUCGUCCUUGGGAAACUCAGUGGGCGUCAUGCUUUGCAAGCCAAAAUGCUCGAGCUUGGAUACGAUAUUGAGGGAAAAGAACUUGAGGACCUCUUUUGGCGAUUCAAAUCUGUGGCCGAGAAGAAAAAGAAAAUUACAGAUGAUGACCUGAUAGCAUUAAUGUCAGAUGAAGUUUUCCAGCCUCAAUUUGUUUGGCAACUUGAAAAUGUACAGGUUACAUGUGGAAGUCUUGGCCUUUCUACGGCAACUGUUAAGCUCAUUGACGCUGAUGGUCAAGAGCAUGUUUCUUGUUCUGUUGGAACGGGGCCAGUUGAUGCGGCUUAUAAGGCAGUUGAUCUCAUUGUAAAGGUACCUGUAGCACUCCUUGAAUAUUCCUUGAAUGCAGUCACGGAAGGUAUAGAUGCCAUAGCUUCAACCAGAGUUUUAAUUCGUGGGGAGAAUGGCCAUACAUCAACCCAUGCUUUAACUGGAGAGACUGUACACCGUUCUUUUAGUGGAACCGGAGCAGAUAUGGAUAUUGUUAUCUCCAGUGUCCGAGCCUAUAUUGGUGCAUUGAAUAAGAUGUUGAGUUUCAGAAAGCUGGUAUCGAAACACAGCAAACCUGAAGGCAGUGCAGUCGUAUAGACAUCCGGUAUGAUCGAGUUUAUGGUUCUUAUGUCUCUUGUGACUGUGCUGCAGCUUUAUCAAUUGUACAGAAGUGGGGAGGCUGUCCAAAGAAUUUUGACCUACCUGUAUUCUCAUUUUUAGAAUUGUGGCGGCCAAAGAGAUGUCAUACGCCCUAUCGUUUCUCCAAUCCCUCUCCAUUCUUCUGCAUGUUGAUGUAUUACCUGUUGUUUACAUCUUAAUUUAAGUGCCUGUUAGUGCUUGAAGAUCAUCUAAGUUUUGUGGUA